Messenger RNA from Phaedon cochleariae (mustard beetle), 339 nucleotides. The record is from the annotation of a GenBank genome assembly. NCBI's taxonomy places the organism in Eukaryota, Metazoa, Arthropoda, Insecta, Coleoptera, Chrysomelidae.
AUGGACAGAGGAAACAAGUUCAGUUGCGACUGCCGCCUUGACUGGGUGUACACGCUCUAUCUCAAGACCACGCAGGGCCACAUCCGCAACUCCUUGGAGGAGUUGCAGUGCACAGUAUACGCCGAGGCGGUGGCCGUCACGACGGAAGUUAAGGAGUUCCCGGUGUGCCCCAACUCGGAGCGGACGGUAGAAAGUUUGCCAUGUCCUCCGGAGUACAGGCCUACUCCGAUCACUGUCAAGCAGGGUACUCCAGUCGGUACUGCGGUUUUGGCCAAUGGCAGUGCCGCCAGGUGUGGAGUUGGCGCUGUGCUGGCAGUUCUUGUUCUGUGUUUCAUGUAA